Messenger RNA from Thyridium curvatum, 1257 nucleotides. RefSeq lists its product as uncharacterized. The transcript has 2 exons. Bases 1 to 1257 code for a protein of 418 amino acids. Lineage: Eukaryota; Fungi; Ascomycota; Sordariomycetes; Thyridiales; Thyridiaceae. The record is from RefSeq and is a predicted model, not a curated record.
AUGGGUGCCACCGCGCAGAACUCCACGACAAUACUGCCGUAUGGCUCACACUACGACAUCCUCAGCCCGUGCAAGGCCGAGCGCAGCUCCCGUGCUGCCGUCUACAAUUUUGACGGGAUCCAGCGCUAUGCGAGGACAUACGUCUGCCCAGAGUGUCAUGUAGCCGGGUUCGGCCCCUCUGUGAUCACCAGGCACGUGAAGCGCUGCAAGGGAAGCCGGCGGCAGACCUUCAACUCGUGUCGACGCAAGAGGCCUGUGCAUUGCUCUGCCGGUUGCGGUAAUUUCUUCUUGCGCAACGCCCUUAAGACACAUACCUGUGGUAUCGUCGCCGACCCGCUGUGGCUUGGUGAGCAGGCUGGCCCGCCAGAUCUGUCCAUCAUUGCUGUUCGCUGGUAUCGCAACCAUGGCUUGACACUGGGUGGCGUGCCCGGAGAGAUGCCUGAUGCUGUUCCGGACGAGGCCAUCUCCUUGCCCCUGCUCGCGGGCGCCGAGCUGCCCCAGCUCUUUGUUGCGGGCGUCCCAGGUGACUACGGAGAGGGGUAUGACGAGGAAGACGAGGAGUCCAAGGACACGCCGAGUGGUGUCCACCUAUGCCGCGGGAGGGGCUGUCGUCAACCCGUUUCCGCCCUCUGGCACUGCCGUUUCCAUGCCGAACAGAUCACACGCAUCAACCACCGAGCAGAGUUCCGCAAGGGCCCCUCGCCGGCCGUGGUGAACGACUUCCUCACGCGCACGCCCUCGCGGCGGCUGCCGGCGACUGCUUGGCGGGCCGUCAAGCAGGCUAUGGGAGGUGACGCCCUAAAGGGCGAGCCCGGAGCUUCAGUACUCUUUGUGGACACCGAGUCGGUGUACGACUAUCAGAAUCGCCGCUUCACGGUGUGCGAGGUCGCGAUCGUCUCGGCGAGGGGUGACCUGAUGUUAUGCACACCGAUCGGCCUAUCGGUGGCAGAAACACGUCAAGAGCUGGCGCGCAUAGGCGUAUCUCCGUCUGCGGUCAUAGCCGAGUGGUCGCUUGGAGGGUUCGACUUGCAGGCGAUGAAGUCGACAUUCGGCAACGAGCAUUCGCCACGCCAGUCGCUGCUGGGACCCCGGCCCUGGAGGGAGCUCGGUCUCGUCAGUAGCGUGGCCCUACGGCCGCUCUACAGCUCCGUGUUUCCCGACUCUCAUCUCAACGCACGGCAUCACCGUGCCGACGUGGACACCAAGAAGCUCUUCAGGAUGACCCAGAUCAUCAUGGAUCUCUUUGUGCUGGAAUAG